Molecule: messenger RNA, 642 nt
Organism: Salvia hispanica
Lineage: Eukaryota; Viridiplantae; Streptophyta; Magnoliopsida; Lamiales; Lamiaceae
Source: RefSeq, a predicted model, not a curated record
AUGGCGAGUAGUCGUGCGGGUGGUAGUGGCGGGGGUGCUAGUGAUAGUGAUGGCUUUAGCGAUGAUGAAUUGGAUCUCGCUGUGCAAGCGGCGAUUGAUCGACGGAUCCGGCAGAGGCAGCAGCGGCGGCAGCAGGCGGCGGCGGCCGUGCCUCGGCCGAUCCAUCGCCGACGGCAUGUACCCCGGGACCACAUUGCUGUACAUCAGCGGUUGUAUGAGGACUACUUUGCUCCAGAGCCGCGUUUUGGGGAUGCCUUAUUCCGCCGGCGUUUUAGGAUGCAUCGUCCUCUGUUUAUGCAUAUCGUUGGUGCGUUAGAGAGAAGGUACGAGUUUUUCAGAAUCAGGGAGGAUGCGGCUGGCAAACCCGGAUACACACCAAUACAGAAGUGUACGGCCGCAAUGAGGCAACUGGCGUACGGAGGCCCGGCCGACAUGUUCGACGAGUACCUCCACAUUGGGGAGUCUUCAGCCGUCGAGUGUCUGUUGGAGUUUUGCGCGGGCGUUAGAGGGAUAUACCCAAACUGGCACGUCUUUGUGAAGACGAUCAAGCAUGCGGUCGGGCCAAAGAAGUCCUACUUUGCGACCCGGCAGGAGGCAGCGCGCAAGGAUGUUGAACGCGCAUUUGGUGCGCUCCAGAAUUGA